Miscanthus lutarioriparius is the source of this 495-nucleotide messenger RNA. NCBI's taxonomy places the organism in Eukaryota, Viridiplantae, Streptophyta, Magnoliopsida, Poales, Poaceae. The record is from the annotation of a GenBank genome assembly.
AUGACCCCCGACGCGGCCUUUGCGCUGGAGAUGGCCGCCGUGGUCUGCCUGGUGGUGCUCAUCGUCGCCAUCGUCGCCGCCGCCGCGGGCGCCUGCGAGCCUUUCGCCGCCGCCGCCGCGGGGCGCGCCGCGGUGCACGACGUCGAGCAGGCGCUCGGGCCCGCCACGCUCAUGACGUACGACCAGGCGAGGAAGGCGGCCGGCAAGAAAGGGAGCGCGUCGGUGCCGUCGCCGGCAGAGGGGAAUAAGGUGGACGACGUCGGCGACGAGGAGGCGCCGUGGUGCGCCAUCUGCCUGUCGGAGUACGCCAAGGGCGACGAGCUGGUGCGGGUGCUGCCGGCGUGCGGCCACUUCUUCCACGCCGACUGCCGCAUCGACUGGUGGCUCCGGCAGCGCGGGACGUGCCCGACCUGCCGCGGCGCGCUGUGGUCGCUGCCCAUGCCGCCGAUGCCGCCGCGAGUGACCGGCGCCGCCAUGGUCCGCGGUAGGGGUUGA